GUUCAGUGUCAGACUUCAAGUUAACAGCUUAAAGGACAAGUUAGAUUCCCUUUAGAGCACGUGUUCUUGUGUAACUAAAGUAACCCUGUUGCUAUAGUGAUACACACACGUGUAAAACAGUGCUUCAUCAUUUGACAAGCUGGAACCCAUCCACAAGUUAAUUGAGUGUUCAGGGAGGGCUCCUGCCCAAUUUGACUGACAUGGAUACAGCUUUAGAAACUGACAGACUCUGGGAGGAUCGAGAUGUCAGAUUUGAUGUGCCCUUGAGUCAGAUGAAGAUGCGACCCGGUGAACGUCUUAUUGACCACUUGGAUAGUAUAGAAGAUACAAAAGGAAACAACGGGGAGAGAGGACGACUCAUGGUCACCAACUUACGGAUUAUCUGGCACUCUAAGACAUUACCUCGCAUAAACCUAUCUGUUGGAUUCAACUCUGUGAUCAACAUAUCAACACGCUCGGCAGAGUCCAAACUCCGUGGUUCAACAGAAGCACUUUACAUACUUACUCGGUGCAACAACACCAGAUUUGAGUUUAUCUUUACUAACUUAGUUCCUGAUACUCCUCGACUCUUCACUUCCGUUCUGGCUGUGCAAAGAGCGUACGAGACUACUAAGAUGUACAGAGAUUUGAAGUUGAGAGGAGCUCUGAUUGCAAAUAAGACAUUAAGGCUUCUUCCUUUAGAAGAAGUCUAUGAUAAGGUAAAUGGAGUGUGGAAUUUAUCUUCUGAUCAAGGAAACUUGGGAACCUUCUACAUCACUAAUGUUAGACUAGUUUGGCAUGCAGAAAUAAAUGAGACUUUCAAUGUCAGUAUACCCUACAUACAAAUGAGAGCUGUUAAAAUCAGAGACAGCAAGUUUGGUACAGCUCUUGUAGUCGAGAGUCUGAAAAAUGCAGGAGGAUACGUUUUAGGGUUCAGGAUAGACCCUGUUGAGAAGUUGAACGAAGUAAUGAAAGAGAUACACAGCUUGUACAGAGUGUACAGUGCUAACCCUGUUUUUGGAGUUCAGUACCAAAUCGAGGAGCGGUUGGAGCCGAUAGAUCAGCUGACUAUACAAUACGAAGAAGAUGAUAUUGAGAUAACUAACGAUAACCCGUCUAGUGAUGCGUUUGUGGUGAGUAGAUAA
Messenger RNA from Bolinopsis microptera, 1124 nucleotides. Its product is annotated as Bardet-Biedl syndrome 5 protein homolog. The transcript is spliced from 9 exons. Bases 201 to 1124 code for a protein of 307 amino acids. Gene Ontology annotation, molecular function: phosphatidylinositol-3-phosphate binding. The record is from RefSeq and is a predicted model, not a curated record. Gene Ontology annotation, biological process: cilium assembly; intracellular transport. Gene Ontology annotation, cellular component: BBSome; ciliary basal body. Lineage: Eukaryota; Metazoa; Ctenophora; Tentaculata; Lobata; Bolinopsidae.